This is a messenger RNA of Periophthalmus magnuspinnatus, 4705 nucleotides long. Its product is annotated as protein mono-ADP-ribosyltransferase PARP14-like. Lineage: Eukaryota; Metazoa; Chordata; Actinopteri; Gobiiformes; Gobiidae. Gene Ontology annotation, molecular function: NAD+ poly-ADP-ribosyltransferase activity; transcription corepressor activity. The record is from RefSeq and is a predicted model, not a curated record. Gene Ontology annotation, cellular component: cytoplasm; nucleus. Gene Ontology annotation, biological process: negative regulation of gene expression. Bases 37 to 4137 code for a protein of 1366 amino acids. The transcript has 14 exons.
ACUCUUCGACAUAAACAAGCUAAGAGCAGGUGUCAAAUGGAUAAAAAAUAUAAAUAUCCGCUGUAUUUUGUGGCUGACGACCUCGAGGAUCAAGCGAGACACAAAAUAAGAAGGUACUUUAUGAAAAGACGGGACUCAGGAGGAGGCGACUGUGGAGUGAUAGAAAAAGUCGGUGAGAAACUUUACAAAAUCAGUUUCGAACAACAAGAAGAUCAAGAAAGGGUUUUGAACAGAAAAACUCACACAGCUUCACUUCCGUCUGGACAGUUACAUCUUAAUGUGACCAGGACUGAGGCAGAAGCUAUAAGUUUGCAGACAACAUCAGUGCAAGCACCACCAAAGCCUUCAAAUGCAUCAAAUUACCUGGAGAGGACUUUUUCAUGGGAUAUUUUCCUUUUAUGCUAUUUACGCGACUGUAGCAAAGCUUUUAAAAUCUUGGAGAAGCAGUUAACUUGCAUUGGCUGCACUGUCGAGCUUAACUUUGAUCAGGAAGUUGUUGUGGUGAAAGCAGAUGCAAAGAAUGGACUUGGUGGUGCGUUCAGUGGCGUACCAGAAAAAUGGGAAAUCCAAGUUGACCGCGUUUUGAGUAGUUUUCGAGAGAGCUUCACUUGCCAUCAUGUGGUUGAUCCCAAGAAAAUUCAAACUAUUUUGCAAGAUAAAACUUUCACAGAUGAUGAUGUGAAAAUGUAUAAUGAAUUGGGAUAUCUGGUUGCGGUUGGAGAAAAAAGCUUGGUUGAGGAAAAAAUACUAAAUUUAAACAGAAAUUUUCCGACUAAAACAGAGUUGUCAAUAGAUGAAAAGCAGUAUAACUUGAUUGGAGAAGAAUUCACAAGAGAGAUGCGGACAAACUUGCCAAAUGUUAAAAUCGUAAAAAACAAUAAUGUUAUAGUCUUUGACGGUCUUCAUACUGAAGUGCAUUUAGGUUUGGAUGUAUAUGACAAAUUACUCAAAAAGAUCCAACUAAAGCAUGUACCAUUUUCAGCUGAACUGCAAAAUUUCUUCACCACCAGUGAUGCAAUUGCAAAGUACAAGGCACGAUUCCAGCAAUGUCUAAGAAUUCCAGUCUGCUUAGAAAUGUUGAAUUUAGAUUUAAUUUUGUCAAGUUUGUCAGUGGAAGCUGCUGAAGAAGCUGCAGCUAUUUUAGAAAGAGAUUUUUGUAUGGCUAUUGUGCAUUUGGAGGGAAACGCUGCAAAAUCACCAGAUUUGGAUAGAAUGAAUGAACUUUUAACAAAAAGUAAAGAUCAUGCAAAUAUCCAGGAACGUAGAAUUGAUGUUAAUUUAGUCCCUGAACCAAAUAGUACAAUCAAAGUCCAGCUUGUAGGCUACAGCGAAUGUGUAAACCAGUUAAAAGAGGAGUUACAUGACUAUCUACUGAAUCAUGUAACAGUACAAGACAAACUAGAUCUACUUAAUGCAGAAAUGGUUGAACUUUUUAGUAAAAUUUUGACUUUGUUUGCACGAAAGGAUAGUAGAGUGUCCUUGAACGCAUCACUAGUCCCCUAUCCUUGCGUGCUGCUUUCAGGGCCUCAGCAGUUAGUCCGAAAAACCAAAGUGGAACUUAACAGAGAACUUGAAAGUUUGAUUUCGGAAAAUUUAGUUAUAGAUGGACCAGGAGCAGUUGAGUACUUCAAUGCAGAAGGGAAACCAAGUAAAGAACUGAUUGAAAGGUUGAAUCAAGUUCUCAUACAAGAAAUUCAGGAAAUUAUAUAUUCUGUGCCAUGUCUACCAGCCACAAGCAAUGUUGAAGAAGUAUCCAGAAGGAGUAGUAUUGUUGACAGGCAGACCUCAAUCAACAACAUCAAUGUGGAAGUCAAGCUGGGAAAUUUGGUCAAUGAACAGGUGGAUGUGCUGGUGGCCCCAAUGCUGAAGAAGAGUCUACAGUCCACUAUGAUUGGUAAAAGUCUGGUGAGAAAAGGCGGUCUAGCGAUGAAGAUGAAGUUUAAAUCUGUGAGGAGUAAGUCCCUGAUGCCUGGAGGGGUGCUGGAGAUGAUGGCCCCUGCCUCUGUGGGCUGCUCCAAACUGUUUUUCAUCGAGUGCAUGCCCUGGGAUGGACUGGGAGGGCAGAGCAUGACGACCCUGAGCGUCGGUCUGCAGCGCUGCCUGGAGCUGUGUGAGGAGCAGAGGUACAGCUCAAUGGCCCUCCCCGUGAUAGGUCCUGGAAAAGUGCUCAAAUACCCACUCAGAGAUGCCAUCCUGCUGCUAACAGAGAAGCUCCAUCAGUUUGGAAGAACAGUUACAAUGUCCUCUUCUCUCAAAUCCAUACACAUUGUCAUUAAACCUGAUGGGGAACAGACUGAGGAGAUUUACCAUGAGGUCUACAGACAGCUCAUCCAGAACAUGAACCAGGGACAAGUGAGCUUUAGGUCUAUCAGCAGUGAACUUGUUGAUUUGUCCAUAACUGUGGGUGGUGUUCAGCUGCAGCUUGUUUUUGGAGAUAUCACAAAUGAGAGGACACAAGCUGUGGUCAACUCCACCAACUUUGAGAACUUAAACACUGGAGUGUGCAAAGAUAUAUUGGCUGUAGCAGGACCAGAAGUGGAAGCUGAACUAAAGUCAGCCACAGUAGAGAGAGGGGAAGUGUUUGUGACCCAGCCUGGCCGGUUCCCCUGCCAGGGCUUGAUGCAUGUGUCUGCAAAGGGGGACCGACAACUCAUCAGACAGUUAAUGGGCAGCAUUGUACAAUACUGUGAAGUGUACGGGUGGUCGUCUGUGGCUAUACCUGCUAUUGGAGCUGGAGCUAGUGGUCUGUCUGCUGGGGAUGUGGCCGUUGCAAUGCUUCAAGGGCUGAGUGACUCUUUGUCCUAUCCUCUGUCAAGUUUGGUCAAAGUCAGACUUGUUUUCAACAAAAUCAACAUCUUCUCAACUUUCAGAGAGGAAGCUUCCCAGAUGUUUUCAGCCGUUCGAAAAGUGGUCACUCCUCCAUCUUCCUAUCCUCCUGGUGAGCCUGCUCCCCCUCCCCCUCCUGCCAGCAUUACCACACCUAGAUCUCGGACAAGCUCAUCUGAUCAGAAAUCUGUUUUUAGAAUCAUCGGUCUAUCUCAAAACAACAUCUCCAAAGCUAUGACAACCAUGAAAGAAGUUUACCAAGCCCAAAGCUCCUCACAAACAUUCAAAAAACAAGAACUAGAAGCUUUAAUGCCUGCAGAUUUUGCAACAUUGAAGGAAGUAGUGGAGUCUUUGGGUCUAAAAGUACAAACCAGUGAAGGCGACUGGAUUGUGACUGGACUAACUGUCAAAGUGAACCAAGUAAUAAAUUUAGUUCAAAGUUUCAUGUAUGGGACGCUGACCAGAGAGAAGAGGACAAGGGAGGAGGAAGAAUUGUACAGAAAAGUGGCAUGGUGCAUUCAAGGAUCCAAUGGAGAGUGGGAAAGGCUGCCCAAAGCUGCAAAUUACGAGCUGGAGAAUCAAAACACAGAGGGAGGGGUAAAAGACGCUCAUGGGCUGGAGUGGGAUGUUGAUUUGACAAAUAUGGAGCUCACCAAAAAGUUUUCAAAUGAAAAAGCAGCACUGAAAAGACUAGAAAAUCUACCAGACUUCACCUUUCCUCUGUAUUGGGACGACAUGGCCUCUGAUGAAAAACUCAAAGUAGUCCCAUUGUUGGAAUCGUGUGCAGAGUACCAGAAAGUAAAGCAGCAAUUUAAACAGUCCUGCCCCAAAACUGUGAUCAAGAUUGAGCGAGUACAGAACAUUCACCUGCGCAGAUGUUAUGAGGUUCAGUUGAAGCACAUCUCAGAUAAAAACAAACGCAUUGGAGGAGCCAAAGAGAGACUACUGUAUCAUGGAACGACCAAUGAAUGCACCAAAGCUAUCAUGAACAAAGGGUUCGACUGGCGCUUUGCUGGACAAAAUGCCACUUAUUUUGGUCAAGGCAACUACUUCGCCCUUCAUGCCUCUUACUCUGCCCAUCCUACUUACUCUAAACCUACUAUGGAUGGGACCCAGCGCAUGUUUUUGGUUCGAGUCCUGACAGGUCUCCACACUUUGGGACAGAAGGACAUGAAACUACCCCCACCCCGAGACCUCCGAGCCUCCCAUGACCGAUUCGACAGUGUGGUAGACAACAUGCUCCAGCCCAAUAUGUUUGUAGUGUUCCAGGACCACCAGGCUUACCCAGACUACCUCAUCACCUUUAAAUGAUUGUACAGGGAAAAGGAGUGGGAAAAAUAUUGACACACUUAAUAUGACUGCUAUUUUGAUUAUUCUGAUGACCAUAUUUUUGCAGUCCAUGAAAAAUAUAGUAAUUUUUUCCUGUAAUGUAAAACUAUUACAUUAUAACAUUUGUAUUUUAUACUUAGUGUACUGUUCACUCACUCACUCAAAAUCUUUUACGUUAAAGUCGAUUACUGCCCUCUAGUGGGUGCUAACGUUUGUUACAGUUUUAAAAUUUUACAAAGAGUGUGGGGAAAAACAUCAGUAAAGUCUUCUCUGUAUGGUUGUGUAGACUCUCUUUUUUGUUUGUUAUCUGUUAGCCCUGGUAGACACUGUAGUGAAGACAGAAUACUCAAUAUAUUUUCAAUAUCUCCAAAACUUAGACAAACUAAUAAUACAUAAUAGUUAAAGGUGCAUCAUGUAAUUUUUCUUCUCCAUUCAGAUGUUAUUGCUUUUCCUGGAAUGUUCCACAGUGUGAGACGGUGUAAUCCCUCAUUUGUCCAAGAGUGGUUCAAUGUAGAGAAGGUUUCAAAUGUAAAAUUAUAUCUCUCUGUAU